Molecule: messenger RNA, 908 nt
Organism: Echinops telfairi (small Madagascar hedgehog)
Lineage: Eukaryota; Metazoa; Chordata; Mammalia; Afrosoricida; Tenrecidae
Gene: CUNH1orf210
Product: chromosome unknown C1orf210 homolog
Exons: 4
Coding region: 405-749 (114 amino acids)
Source: RefSeq, a predicted model, not a curated record
UGGGCACGCAGAAGGCGGGGCUUGUGGGCUGGCAGUCGGGCACGGGAAGGUGACUCCUGCGGGGACUCUUGAAGGACGAAGAGACGUUGGGCAGGAGUGGUAAGGAGAAGGGGCUCAGGGGGCACCAGUUUUGCAGGUAGCUUUGGCGUGUCGUUGGUCCGCCGGAGGAAGCCUGGUGACGCCGUGGUUCGGGGCUCAGCGGCUCACUGAAAGGUCAGCGUGGAAACCCCCCCGCCGGUCGGAGGGAGGGGAGAAAGAGGUAGCCUUUUGCCCUCUCUCCGCCUUCAGAUCCAUCCUGUCGCAGAGACUCCGUGCCCUGGAGCUGCCUGUCAUCUGAGGUCCCCUUGGAGCCAGGACUGUGUCUGGCAGAGGCCAGGGCUCAUCGUGAGUUUCCAAGCCUCUCCAUGAAUGAGACAAACCAAACCACGCUGGGGCCCCUGGAGCUCCUUACAGCGUCCGCUGCGUCGUCGCCUGAACCAGGCCCCGGGGCCCAGGGCUGGCCAGUGCUGCUCGGGGUUGUGCUGGGCGCCGUGGCCCUCUCCCUCCUCAUCGCACUUGCUGCCAAAUGCCACCUCUGCCGCCAAUACCGGGCCAGCUACCGGCACCGCCCGCUGCCAGAGACAGGAAAGAGGAACUGCCCAGAGGUGGGUGAAGAUGAGGAGGAUGACGGCUUCAUCGAGGAUAAUUACAUUCAGCCUGGGGCUAGUGGGCUGGGACCGGAAGGUAGCAGGGGGCCCUUCUCCCUCUGAGCCUUGACCUCUGUACCCCUCACCCCUUGUCUGACAGCUGUAGGAUGGUAGGUACUACAUUGGAGCUGGAACCUCGGGUCCGAGGUGGCCAGGGUUUAGGGAAAAGGACAAUCUGCCCUUUCCCCACCACUGUCCAACCCAUCCAUCCUUCACAGUGGC